Molecule: messenger RNA, 413 nt
Organism: Westerdykella ornata
Lineage: Eukaryota; Fungi; Ascomycota; Dothideomycetes; Pleosporales; Sporormiaceae
Exons: 2
Coding region: 108-338 (76 amino acids)
Source: RefSeq, a predicted model, not a curated record
UGAGAACGGCGAGUUCCACGUCGAUCUCUACACCCUCCCCGAUUCGCUCGUCAAGAUGCUCUGGGAAUUCACCUCCGAGAAGAUAGGCCUGUAGCACGUGUCUGAGGAUGGACCACCCUCUCCUACGAGCCAGGAGGGUAUUGAGCAUGGGGUGCAACAUCUUAGUCUUCACGGCCGACCGGAUCGCCCGCAACGUCGCAGGCAUGGCCGAGAGCCCAGAAUUUGACAAGUCCACCAGCAUGGUCGCCUCGAUGCAGACCGCUGGGGGGUUAGAUGUGUCCUCCUUCCUUCUGUCAGUCUUUUUCUUUUUUACCUUUGACACCUCCUCUCGACAGUGAUUUGAAACGGAGCAUUGGAGUUUGCGGGGCGCUGGGUCUCUCGUUGCCCAAGAAAAAAUCGAUUUAUGAAUAGGU